Rubroshorea leprosula is the source of this 1070-nucleotide messenger RNA. Lineage: Eukaryota; Viridiplantae; Streptophyta; Magnoliopsida; Malvales; Dipterocarpaceae. The record is from the annotation of a GenBank genome assembly.
CCAUGGCCAUCAGACCACUUGCAUGCCGAAUCUAACAAACCACCGCAGCCCUUUCUUUUUUUUUUUUUCCUUGAUCAUUGCUUUGCUGUUUUUCCUUUUUUCUGUUCUUUCUUUGUGUUGAUGGUGAUUUCUGGUUGCAAGCAUUGAUCGAAAAGACCAAUCUAAACCCAAGAAAGAUUUGGGUUUGUUGCGGAUUUCAAAAAGGAGGAGAAUGGGGUUGUUUGUGUUUAGGCUCCCAACUGGGUUAUGGUUGUCUCUUCUGCUUUUGAAGCCCGUUUUGGGAUUGCGACCAGUCAAAGAGAGGGCUCAAGCAUGAGUUAUGGUGUUUUUUUAUUAUCCCUCCCCUGAGUGAUAGUAGUAGUAGGAAAAACAAAAAGGAUCUGAGUUCUAUCAUACCAAAAGAGAAGUACACAUUUAGUUCUAUUGUUAUUGUGGCAUUAAAAUCUAUUUUUCACAUUUUCUUUUACUGUUUCAUAGCAAGUGGAUUUAGUGUUUUCUGAACAAAGUUUGAUUUCUGAGUCAUGAAUAUGGUUGAACCUAACAUUACAUCUUUUCUCUUUCUAUCAAUGCAUCUUGCAACGGCUAUUUGUCAAAAAGAUGGAAAGGAGUUAGGUCCUCUUUCUGCAUUGAACAUAACAGGCACAUAUCAAGUUGGUGUGGAUCCUGCCAUCAUGGGUGUUGGCCUAGCUAUUGCAAUUCCAACUGCAGUUAAAGCUCCAAGGCUUGAACUCGAUGAUAUUGAUGUUUUUGAGAUAAAUGAUUUUCUGAUCAAGGCAUUUAUUGAUUACCUUGAUGCUUUGGCUAACACAUUCUUGACUUUCUUUGGCUGAUGAUCCAUAUAUUUACUGUGUUCAUGAAAUUGCUUUUUAACAUGUCAUAAUGCAGAUACUACAUGCUAUUAGCUGUUUGAAUUUUUCCUAGGAGGUUUCAUUGGAUUUUAGCAUCCUGUUUCUAAUUAUUUUUGCAUGAUGUUGAAACCAAAGGUUUUCUCCUUCUAGGUUUAACUUUUAGCACCUAGUCUUUUGUUUCCUGCUUUUUGUAAAGUUUCUAAAGAAACAGUUUUGGAGAUU